UGCCGGGAGCUGGGUGCACGAGCUGCAGCCAUGUCCUACUGCAGGCAGGAAGGAAAGGACAAGAUAAUAUUUGUAACCAAAGAAGAUCAUGAGACUCCUAGCAGUGCAGAGUUGAUCGCAGAUGAUCCUAAUGACCCUUAUGAAGACCAAGGGCUGAUCUUGCCAAAUGGAGAUAUCAAUUGGAACUGCCCCUGCCUGGGUGGCAUGGCUAGUGGGCCAUGUGGAGAGCAGUUCAAAUCUGCCUUCUCUUGCUUCCACUACAGCCAAGAGGAAAUAAAAGGCUCAGACUGCCUGGAACAAUUUCGGGCAAUGCAAGAGUGCAUGCAGAAAUACCCAGAGCUCUACCCCCAGGAGGACGAUGAGGAUGAUGCAACGAAACAAAGUAACACGGAGGAAUCUGCUCCUACGGCUGCUAAUGAUGUCCAAGAGGAGGGAUCUAGCUAAUAGAAAAAAACGAGGCUAUUGCCUCAUGGAUUAUCCUUGCCCGGUGUUCAAUGGACCAUGAUAAGCUAAGAAGUGUAUUUCCACUGACCUAUGACGUGUACACCAUAAUCAGUUCACUUUGGAUGAGAGCUACAGCAACUGCACACAUUUGGAGUCUAGGCAAAGCUGAGGAUAUGAUUUAUCAACAUCCAUGUUUAAUUAUAUAUUGCCUUGGUUCUGAUUUUAGACAUGUGCCUGUCCUUUCUAAAUUAUCUUCAUAUCCUUCAUUUUUCCUGUUAAUAGGUCACAAAGGCCUCUGUCGACAGAUUUUUAUAUUUGCAGCAGAAAUAUUUUGGGCAAGGUGUGUUAAAGCUUUAUUUAAUUAUAGUUUAUUUUAAUGCCUAUUUUUUUUUUUCUAUUUUUUUCAGUUAAUGUAAUAAGGGAACAACUUUAAUUGUUUGCGGCGAGUACAUGAGAAGAUGGGUUGCUGUUAUUUUUCCCACUCUCCCCAUCCUUUCCUGGGUUCCUAGAUGGUUUAGCAAUGCUACAGCACUGAUGUCACUGUCAAAAUCUCUUAUUUUAAGAAAAUAAUAAUGUUCCUCAAACAGUCGCUCAAUAUGAGACAAAUUUGAGCAAUCGCCUCCUGCCUGUGCCUGAAAUCCUUUUCUUACUGUACUGCCACAAUCCUAGAAUCCUGCACUGAAUAUGUGAGACUGUAUUCCUCAUGGAGAUCUGUAUAAAGAAAAUGUGAGCGAUUAAACCACAUUAAAUACCUUUUUACCUUGCAA
Messenger RNA from Pelobates fuscus (common spadefoot toad), 1211 nucleotides. RefSeq names its product coiled-coil-helix-coiled-coil-helix domain containing 4 (gene CHCHD4). The record is from RefSeq and is a predicted model, not a curated record. NCBI's taxonomy places the organism in Eukaryota, Metazoa, Chordata, Amphibia, Anura, Pelobatidae. Gene Ontology annotation, biological process: protein import into mitochondrial intermembrane space. Gene Ontology annotation, molecular function: protein-disulfide reductase activity. The transcript is spliced from 3 exons. Gene Ontology annotation, cellular component: mitochondrial intermembrane space. The coding region runs from base 31 to 444 and encodes 137 amino acids.